Vicia faba (fava bean) is the source of this 615-nucleotide messenger RNA. The record is from the annotation of a GenBank genome assembly. NCBI's taxonomy places the organism in Eukaryota, Viridiplantae, Streptophyta, Magnoliopsida, Fabales, Fabaceae.
AUGGUCACUGGUCAAGCCAACAUAUUUUCUGGUGUACAUUGUUACAAUAAGGCCACAGGAUUAGGAGGGACCGGGAUUUAUUUGAAAUUGCCUGGUUUAACACAAAAAAGAAUUGUGAACUCUUACAUGGAUUACACUAGUAUUGUUGCUGAAGAUCCUGUUCAACUUCAUAUUUCUAGUAGCUUCUUCCUGGGUGAUGCGAAUAUUGUGUUGAAAUCUAUGAAUGGUGUCUUAAAUGGUGUUACUAUUGUUGAUAACAAGUUCUCUGGAUCAAAUCAAGGUGUUGAAAUUGUUCAUUUGGAUAAAUCAAAUAGUCCUUUUCAUCAAAUCGAUCAAGUUAUUGUUGAUAGGAACAUUGCAAGAGGAAUGAGUUUAAAGGCAACGGUUGUGAAAAUGUCUAUGCAAGGGAAUGGAACUUUAUGGAUUGUUGAUUUCAACAAUGUUCUUCUUUUUCCUAACCUUAUUAAAAAUGUUCAGUACUCAUUGAGUUCAAUAGGUAGGAGUUUUCCUAGACAUGCGAUUAGGAAUGUGUCGAAUAAUCGCGUUGUGAUUCAAACGAAUAAAGUGGUUACUAUGAAUGUUUUCGUCACAGUGGAUCAGAGUAUGGUGAAUUGA